AAGCAAGAUGGCGACCCUUCACAGGCAGAACGCUGCAGGACGAAGGAAAGUACAGGUUUCGUAUGUGAUCAGAGAUGAAGUGGAGAAAUUCAAUCGUAAUGGUGUCAAUGCUCUUCAGUUGGAUCCUGCUCUUAACAGACUCUUCACAGCGGGCAGAGACUCCAUCAUCAGAAUAUGGACUGUCAAUCAACACAAACAGGACUCAUACAUCGCUUCAAUGGAGCAUCACACAGACUGGGUGAAUGACAUCAUCCUCUGCUGUAACGGAAAAACAUUGGUAUCCGCCUCUUCAGAUACCACAGUCAAAGUCUGGAACGCACACAAAGGAUUCUGCAUGUCUACAUUACGGACACAUAAGGAUUACGUCAAAGCUUUAGCAUACGCUAAAGACAAAGAGCUGGUGGCUUCGGCCGGGCUGGACAGACAGAUCUUUCUGUGGGAUGUGAACACACUAACAGCUCUGACCGCCUCUAAUAACACUGUCACGACUUCUUCAUUGAGCGGAAAUAAGGACUCCAUCUACAGUCUUGCAAUGAACCAGUCGGGAACGGCUAUCGUCUCAGGAUCCACAGAGAAGGUCUUGAGGGUCUGGGAUCCACGCACGUGUGCCAAAUUAAUGAAGCUGAAAGGUCACACAGACAAUGUCAGAUCUUUAUUACUAAACAGAGACGGAACUCAGUGUCUCUCCGGUAGCUCGGAUGGCACGAUACGAUUGUGGUCUCUCGGCCAGCAGCGGUGUAUCGCCACAUACCGGGUCCACGACGAAGGCGUGUGGGUGCUGCAGGUGAACGAGGCCUUCACACACGUCUACUCCGGUGGACGGGACAAAAAGAUCUACUGCACAGAUCUGCGUAACCCCGACACACGUGUGCUGGUGUGCGAAGAGACUGCUCCGGUUCUAAAGAUGGAGUUGGACAGAUCAGCAGAUCCUCCUCAAGCCAUUUGGGUGGCCACGACCAAAUCAUUUGUAAACAAAUGGUCUCUGAAGGGAAUGCUUAACUUCAGGACAUCUGGGGAUUAUGACAAUGACUGCAGCGCCCCUUUAACUCCACUGUGCACACAACCCGAGCAAGUCAUCAAAGGUGGCACCAGCAUCGUUCAGUGUCAUAUUCUCAAUGACAAACGGCACAUCCUCACCAAAGACACAGAUAACAAUGUGGCAUUCUGGGACAUCCUCAAAGCGUGUAAAGGGGAAGAUCUGGGGAAAGUAGACUUUGAUGAAGAAGUCAAAAAGAGGUUCAAGAUGGUCUACGUGCCAAACUGGUUUUCCGUAGAUCUUAAAACAGGGAUGUUGACAAUCACACUGGAGGAAAGCGACUGUUUCGCAGCGUGGGUGGCUGCUAAAGAUGCUGGUUUUACAAGUCAAGAUGGUUCUGACCCUAAAUUAAAUCUGGGUGGGCUUCUUCUACAGGCCCUGCUGGAGUUCUGGCCCAGAACCCAUAGUAACCCGAUGGAUGAGGAGGAGAGCGAGCACAACCACGAAAAUGGUGAACAGGAAUCAGAGAGCCGACUUCAAAAGGGCAACGGGUAUUUUCAGGUUCCUCCUCACACACCUGUCAUCUUUGGUGAAGCAGGUGGAAGAACGUUGUUUAGAUUAUUGUGUCGUGAUUCUGGAGGAGAGACGGAGUCCGUGUUACUGAAUGAGACUGUACCUCAGUGGGUUAUUGACAUCACUGUAGAUAAAAACAUGCCAAAAUUCAACAAGAUUCCUUUCUACCUCCAACCUCAUUCAUCGUCUGGGGCCAAAACACUAAAGAAGGAUCGUCUGUCCGCCAGCGACAUGCUGCAGGUGCGGAAAGUGAUGGAACAUGUUUACGAGAAGAUCAUCAACCUGGACUCCGAGUCACAAACCACCAACUCGUCAGGCAAUGAGAAGCCGGGAGAGCAGGAGAAAGAGGAAGAUGUUGCAGUGGUGGCCGAGGAGAAGAUUGAGCUCGUGUGUCAGGAUCAGGUUUUGGAUCCAAACAUGGACCUUAGGUCUGUGAAGCAUUUUAUCUGGAAGACUGGUGGAGAUCUGACACUUCACUAUCGACAGAAGUCCACGUGAGAGCCCAAGACCUUGUCGUCUUCCUGUUGAGACUGUCAUCUUGCAUUCCUUUGACUCUGAAAGAAGCAUCCCAGAAUGCCGUGCUGUUCUCGGGGUGUGAGGGGCGUAACGUGUGAGAACCGUCAGGAAAGAUCUGUUAGUUGAAGGUUAAGACUAAGUCAUUGUGAUGUGCUGUAAACUUGAACAUUGACAUUUAUACAUGCCUGAUUUUUUCUGGGGGUUUUUUUUACAUUUUUGUUAAAACUUGACUUUGGUUCUGUUUGUGUCAUGAUGAUGGAGGUAUGUGUGCAUAUACAGGCUCACUGUGUGAGAUCAAUUGCUUCAUGCACAGAAGUGUAGCACUGAUAUUCCAGAGACUAAAACACAAAGAUUCAAUGCAUCAUGAAAUAACAAUGAACACUUUUAAAACCCUUUAUUAUUCUUGUUUUUUUUUUAAUCGACUGUUCUUCGUUGUUAAUUCAUAUUUGUUUAUAAUGGAAAUUUGGAAAAAAUGUGUGUGUGGAAAUAAGCAACAUCCGAUUGAUUAAUGCUGUAAAAGUGUCCUCCUUUAUUCAUUUAGGUUACCUACUAUGUUAAUUAAUGAAAAUGAUCAAUCCACACUUGUUCUUUUAAUAUUCUUUUGUCUUUUUUGUGACUAUAAGCUGUGGUCACUGUGGAAGUUUUGGUUUCAUUUGCUUUUUGAAACUCUGCAUCCGCAUUUCAUUUACAUUGUUUCUUACAGUAUGUAAAUAAAAGUAUUUUGUGAUUAAAAAUGCUAUUAUUGCUGUUUAACAACACCGCUUUAUGCCCAUGUUAUUUCACCGUAUCACUGAAAUGCAGUUGUACGUUUAUCAACCUUUUUUGGAGGUGAAUCAGAGGUUGAAACUGUCGAUUGAAGAAAUGAAAACACUUCACUUCCUCUUAUUAAAAUGUAGAUUUAUGAAGUAUAUACAAGGGGGUCAAAGUUAACUGAAGUUCACAUCUGUGUAUGAAAGGAGAGACUUUUUGCAUCGCUCAUCGGCAAAUGUGACUGAAUUUCCUUCAAAUGGAAGUUGCAAUUGUGGUUUUGCCCUUUCAAAAAUAAUAUCAUCGAUUAGAUUAUGCUUCAUAUUUAAGUUGUGAUUCAUAAAUGCCAGAUUUCAUUCGUUGCUGCUGCUGCUGCUGAGAUCUUAACUAUAAAAACAUUAUAUAGCAGGUCUAUAGUUGCAAUGUUGAAGGCACACUGUUCUUAUAGACAUGAUGAUAAACCUGUCAAAAACCAUUAGAGAAGACUAUUUUUGUAUUGAGAAGAAUGGGAAUGGAUGGAAAGAAAUAUUUAUCCAUUUUAAUAGUAGCCUAUUAGUUGACACCUAUAUUAUUCACUUUUUAUGAACAUGUCUGUACAGAAUGAUUUUGUGAAUUAUUGUUGAAACUAUUAUA
Molecule: messenger RNA, 3445 nt
Organism: Triplophysa rosa
Lineage: Eukaryota; Metazoa; Chordata; Actinopteri; Cypriniformes; Nemacheilidae
Gene: wdr48b
Product: WD repeat domain 48b
Exons: 19
Coding region: 8-2047 (679 amino acids)
Biological process (GO): double-strand break repair via homologous recombination; protein deubiquitination
Molecular function (GO): ubiquitin binding
Source: RefSeq, a predicted model, not a curated record